Messenger RNA from Dunckerocampus dactyliophorus (ringed pipefish), 2775 nucleotides. RefSeq names its product RUN domain containing 1 (gene rundc1). The record is from RefSeq and is a predicted model, not a curated record. The coding region runs from base 148 to 1833 and encodes 561 amino acids. Lineage: Eukaryota; Metazoa; Chordata; Actinopteri; Syngnathiformes; Syngnathidae. The transcript has 5 exons.
UCUCCGUUCUGACGUAUGACUCAUUCUGUCCAAGAUGGCGACACACCUGCUGUCAUAGAGAUGUCCCGCGGCUUAAAGCAAUUGAGAGCCCUGGAAAGUGAGUGAGAAUUACCCGACGGCGUAAAGGAUUGGACUCUGUCGUCAGCCAUGUCCACAGAGGAGUUGUCAGCCUCGGACAGCGAGGCCGUGUUGGCCGGCGCCGGAGAGCGCUGGGCACCGGUGGGCGCCGUGGCCACCCCCGAGGAGGAGAGAGCGAGCGUCGGCCAGCAGAGGCAGAGAGGCUCGGCCGGCGAGGAGGAAAUGGCGGUGCGGCUGAUGAGGCUGGAGGAGGAACAGGAGCAGCUCAACUCCUCUUUGCUUGCCCUCACGUCGCACUUCGCCCAGGUGCAGUUCCGCCUCAAGCAGAUCGUCCACGCACAGAGCGAGGAGAAGGAGAAGAUGCUCACCGAGCUGGAGGACUUCGCCUUCAGGGGCUGCCCGCAUGUGGUGGGCAGCAGGGCCUGGGACGCCCAGCAGAUCCACAACACGAGUGAGCGAGAGAAGCGUGAGCGCCUGGAGGCUCAGAGGGAGAAACAAAAAGAUCUCAUUUUCCAGCUGAAGACCCAGCUGGACGACCUGGAGCACUUUGCUUACCAGGAGGGCAGCUACGACUCGCUGCCGCAGUCGGUGGUCAUGGAGAGGCAAAAGGUUAUCAUUGACGAGCUGAUCAAAAAGCUGGACGUCAACUUGAACGAGGACAUCGGCAACUUGUCGCCGGAGGAGCUGCGAUACCGAGUGGACGCCGCCAUCGCACAGAUCGUCAACCCGGCGCGUGUGAAGGAGCAGCUGGUGGAGCAGCUGAAAACGCAGAUCCGAGACCUGGAGAUGUUCAUCAACUUCAUCCAGGAUGAGGUGGGCAACCCUCUCCUGUCUGAUGGCUCGCCUCAAGCAUCCUCCGCCAAGGCCAGGGCCCCCGGAGUGAAGAGGACAGUGGACCCGGAGCAGGCCCAGAGGAUGCGGGAGACGGGUCUGCAGCUGAUCCAGAAGGCGCUUGCCGUACUGCAGAUCUUCGCCGCCAGCCAGUUUGGCUGCUCGGCCAGCCAGGUUCCCACGAGCAUGUGGCCUCAAGAGUCGGGCCAGCGAGACUACGGUCCUCUGCUGCAGCGCCUGGAGGCAAUGGUAGAGAAGGUGCGAGUGCUGGGCUCACGCAGACAGCCGGCCCUUGAGCACGUAGUCAACUACACCAGCAACUCGGCGCUGGGACCGCGGGACGAGCUGACGACGUGCGUCAGGAAGGAGCUGGCGAUGGCACUAAAGGACUUGUUGGCCCACGGCCUGGUGUCGCCGUCACAGACCGUCAGCCUGGUGCUGGCACCCAUCUCCUGCCUGCUGCCCUACAGGGCCACCCCGCAGACCAUGCAUCCCUGGGAACUCUUUGUCAAGUACUACCACUCCAAAAACGGCAAGGCCUUCGCCGAGUCACCGGCUCGCCAGCUCUCGCAGUCCUUCAGCCUGCCUGUAGGUGGCGGCCCCAUCACAGUCACCCCCAAACAGUCUCUGCUUUGGGCCGUCCACACUGUGCUGAAGGAGCACGGGCGCUACAAGCGAGGUCCAGACAUGGAGUUCAAGGCGCUGGUGUGCAUGGCGCUCAACGAGCAGCGUCUGGUGUCCUGGCUCAACCUGCUGUGUAAGGCGGGAACACUCGUGCACCCGCACUACCUCUCCUGGAGCUACAUGGCGCAGACUGGCUUCGAGGGUGCCCUGCGCAUCCUGGGACGCAUCAGCCACCUCAAAUUUAACCUCCCUGUCGACCUGGCCGUGCGACAGCUGAAAAACAUCAAGGACGCUUUCUGAAGCGAGCAGACGUUACACGCUGGACGCUGAACGUGGCACAGCAGCAACGUGACCAAGAUGAUGACGCUGCAAACAUCAUCUGCAGAUCCUCUUCAAAAUGUCUCCAAAGAUAUGCUAUGUUGUGUCAUUGCCUUUGACUUGAAGUGACCUCGCCUUCUUCCUGAGCUUCAUGACCGCUAAACAUUCCUGCGCUACCGAGGAUGGACGUGUACGCUAACCGCUAACUGUAAUGUGGCUCACAAUCCAAGAUGGACGCACACACACGGCAACCUCCCGACCUGCUGCUUUUAGCUGAAAAAGUACAUUUUGCCGCUUUGUUUGUCUCAUGGCUGCUGAACAAGUGAAGUCUCGCAGUUCCGCUUCAAGCUGUUCUUUGGGUGUAAAGUGAUUUAUUUGAUUGAAUGACAAACAUGUAUUUAUUGUUUUGUUACGUGAUUACAGUAAAACAAUAUUUGGUUGUGUUUCAUCCUGAGUAGCAAGUAUCUUAUGCCCGAAUGUAAAAAUACAGAUGCUAUUAAAGCUGUAGCGAUGAUAGCAGCACUAAUACAUCAUCCUCAUCCUCACACGUUUAAGUCAUUCAUUUUUGUGCAACGGGAGACACAUUUUAUUUGAGUUUGUUGUCAUGUUAAUGCCAGCUGUUAUUUAUGUAUGCAGUAAUUUAUUUAUUGAAUUGCAUUUUUUAGCUUUAAAAGGUAAAGCAUCUCAGCAGACUUUCUAAGCAGGUGCUGUGCUCAUUCUUCAGUCCAGUAGCAGAAGCCAGGCCGAUUGCUGCGUAUGUAGCUAUUCAAAUUCUUAUUUAGUCUUAUUUCUUCACCUCCAACACUAAGAAUAUGUCAAGAUGUUGAAUUAAGUUCUGUUUUGGGGUGCACACAUUCUCAUGGUGUUUCAUUCCGUUGACCAGCAGAUUGAAACUGAUUAAACGCAUUGCUGUGCUUCUCAUGA